AUGCUUCUCGACGCAAAAUCCGAAUGGUCUGGCACUUUAGUUGUCUUAUUUCAAGCUGCGGAAGAGCUGGCAGUGGGUGCACGAGCUAUGAUCGAAGAUGGUCUUUACGAUCCAUCAAAGUUCGCUGUCCCCAAGCCAGAUAUAAUACUUGGACAACACACGCAUGCUUUCAAAGCUGGCAUGCUUGCUCUUGGAGGAGGUGCGAUCUUAACAGCAGUGGGUUUAUUCGAUGUGAGGAUUUUUGGGAAGAGUGGGCAUAUUUGUCGUGCAGACUUGUGUGUUGAUCCCGUUGUGACUGCCAGUCACAUCGUGGUGCGAUUGCAAAGUAUUGUCACAAAAGAAGUACGGCCAGAAGAAUUUGCGGUGAUUGGAUGUGCCAGUAUUCAUGGUGGUAGUACCGCAAACAUCAUCCCGGAUUUUGUGGAUCUGAAAAUUUCAAUCCGCUCAUACAAUCCAAGUAUUCACGAACGCUUAGUUGCAGCGGUCAAACGUGUUGUUUACUCAGAGUGCGAGAUUUCUGGUUCUCUAGCCAUAGGAGAACCGAUUUUUACAACGACUAUGCACGCGCCUCCCACCGUCAAUGAUUUUCCAGCGGUAGAAAUCCUAAAGAAAUCUUUCGGAGAUUAUUUUGGAAAGAACUUGAUUCCGGCUGAUCCUUUUGGUGCCAGUGAGGAUUUCUCGUACUUGGCGUUGGAGUGUGAUGCUCCUUAUGUUUUCUAUAACUUUGGUUGUGUCGAUGAGGAUAUUUGGGAAGACGCAAAGACUAAGGGAACCAUGGAGGACAUUCCCCAUAACCAUUCUGCAUUCUUUGCGCCAAAGAUCCAGCCAACAAUAACUACUGCUGUAGAUGCCUUCGCACUUGCGGCUUUGACAUUCUUUGAUAGAGGCGGAGUCAAAUGA
Messenger RNA from Botrytis byssoidea, 900 nucleotides. RefSeq lists its product as uncharacterized. The record is from RefSeq and is a predicted model, not a curated record. The coding region runs from base 1 to 900 and encodes 299 amino acids. Gene Ontology annotation, molecular function: hydrolase activity. Lineage: Eukaryota; Fungi; Ascomycota; Leotiomycetes; Helotiales; Sclerotiniaceae. The transcript has a single exon.